Molecule: messenger RNA, 6360 nt
Organism: Osmia lignaria (orchard mason bee)
Lineage: Eukaryota; Metazoa; Arthropoda; Insecta; Hymenoptera; Megachilidae
Source: RefSeq, a predicted model, not a curated record
GGAAAGGACUUUGGAAGAUCGAACUCGAACGGUGAUGUCCCCCUUUUCCGCAGGAAGACUUUCGCGCCAGCGACAGAAUUCGAGGGGCGACGUUCGCCACUCUGGACGAGAAAGCCAGUUGAAAGAAGAUGUAUCAAAAACGAGGUUGUAUCGGUCGAGCGAAGAAAGCGCGAAAGAAAACGUGCUCCCGUUGCAUGAGUAUGUUUUCGGGAAGAAAGGGAGCAGAGGGCAAUAGCGGAAGAAAGGAGAACAAAUCCUGGAAGCGUAGCAGGGUGAAGCAAAAAGGCAGAAGACACGGAAACGCAGAGGUGCAGGUCCGCGACCUGACUGACCCUGCGUCGACGGCCCGGUCGUCUUCCAGCCUGUCGGUCUACCCUACUCCGUCGCGGCUCUUACCCUCACCCUUAGCCUCGGGGGUGGAUUGAAACGGUCCGGCCCAUUUUUCGCGCCCCACUUGACUCCUCGUCCCGAUUGGUUGCCGCCCUCUAGUCCCGUGACCUCGCUUCCCUCGUCGUAUCUCAGCUCGUACCUCGUUCGCAAAAGAAGUAUCCAAGGAAACGGAAGAAAAUCCGUGAAAGACGACCAACGGUUCCGUUUAUCGUCGAGAUUGUUGUAUCCUACCGCGACGCUCGACCGCCUCGUUUGUCCUUCAACUUUGACGAGUUUCCGAAGAUGAACCGACGACACAGGAACCUUCUUGUCGCUUAAGAAAACGCGUAAGUUUGUCGCGAGACGAAGCAAAACGCGGAGAGACGAAAAAAGAAAAAAAAAAGAGGGAAAUUGAGAAACUUCGAAGCCGUACGAACGGUGGUGGUUUCCUAUAACGAGUAUCGGAGGUCGAAACGCGAUUUUUACCGAACUCGAUUUCGCGUUGACGGAGGGGAAGUGGAAGAGGAAAAGUCGAGUAAUUUGGCGCGUCUAGGAAACUGGUUCGAUUUCGACGAGUGCAUUAAAAAAUCGGUAGGUAGUGUAAGCGCGGUAACCCUGGUCGAGGAAAGAGUUUGAACGGGAGACAGCGCGGAGGGCCGCGCGCGUUUGACCGUGCUAGAGGGAGACGGAGCGGGAGUGUGGUGAAAGGGAGGAGGAAGGAAAGCGGUGGCGAUGGUGGCGCGAGAGAGAGAAGAGGUAGGAUAUCGUGGCGUAGGCUGUUCGGCGGUAAAGUGUACGCGGAAGGACGCGCGGUGCGGCCGAAGCGGGCGAAACGGGCGAAGCGGAAUGGAGAGGGGUCGGAGGGCGCGAGGUAGGGCAGGGCGGCAGCCAAUGAGAGGCGCAUCGGGGCGCGCCCGGGACUCGACCCCACCUUCGGUAGUCAUGGCAACUGGUGAAACCCGCGAGAAACCCGCGAGAGAGUUUGGCCUGGUGGGGAACAGGUCGGUGUCAGGGGUCGUCUUAGUCGGCAGUCGGUCUCUGGUCGGCCCCAAGAAUAGUCGUAUCGAGGCGGUAGUCGAGUAUCACCUCUCUUCUCCUCCUCCUGCUGCUAGUGCCGGCACGAGCGCACUCGGGUACCCACAGGCACACGCGUGGCUUAUCGACUUGGCUGUGCGCGCGCCCACUCUUUUUCUCUCUCUCUCUCUCUCUCUUUCUCUCCUUCUUUCUCUUCUCUCCUUUCUCUUUCAUUCUAUCUUCGCUCUCCUCCUCCUCCUCCUCCUCACCACCCCACCCCUAUUUCUACUCUCUUUUUUCUUCGCUCCUCUCUCGUUUCUGCCUCCUCCGCCGCCGCCGCCGCCGCCGCCACCGCCUCUCCUUCUCUUCUCGCUCCUUCCUCCCCCACCUCCAGUGUCCACCACCCACCCUACGGUGUGCGUAGAGCGCACACCCUCUCUGCCCUGUGCCUCGGUGGCUCGUGCCACCGCGCAUCCACCCAGCGUCGAUAUACCACGAUACCGCGGGGAUACGCGACUGAUCUACCGCGUGCGCGCGAUCCCGAUCUCGAUCUCGAUUCCGAUCCGAAACUCGACCCGGUGUCAACGCGUUCGACCCGUUUUCCCGCGGCACGAGUGUUCUCCGACUAGCGUAGCCCAAGUGACAGUGCAAAGUGCGUGGAAACGGAGCAUCGAAGAGGGUUACCGCGAGUUUCGUACACAGAAGUGAAUCACGACACGCGAACGAAUCGUCGAUCGACGGUCGGUUCUCGGUCCGAUUUAGUGCGCGUUCGAUCUCUAUCCGAAUCGAGAGACGAAGGAAAACUUGGAGCUUCGAUCAUUAGCCUGUAGUGAAACGCGGAACGCGCGUGACGAACAAGGAUGUCGCCCUCGGGACGUCGAUCCCGAGGUAGCGCGUACUCUGUACGAGUGCGCGAGUGAGUGAGGAAUAUAGCCAAGUAAGUGCGUGGGUUUUGUUGGACCGCGUGACCGAGUUGGCGCGUUCACGCGUAAGGAACGAUACCGGUGUUGGACGGGUGUGGGUGAAGGUAGAAGAAGGAUCGAGGAAGAAAAGGCAAAGAGGAAAGAUAAAAGGAUCCCGGUAGGAUAAAGAAAAAGUAGUAAACCGGGCUAUAAAGGAAAGAUAGAAACGGCGAGGAGGCGGAAACCGUCUCGGGGUGGUCGGUGGUCGCGGCCGAGAAGAGGAAACCGGCAGGGUGGUUCGAGGAGGGACAGGAGGCGCUGACGCCCUGGCGACUGCCGGGGUGGUUUACCCGGCCGCGACAGCGACGUUGUUCCCUGGCCGGGUGUCAGCUGGACACCACCACCCCGAGUUCACCACCACGUUGGAGGUGGGGUUCCCGGCGCGCGGCACCACCGCCUCUAUGGCGUUGGUGGCCGCGCCGCCCUCGUGGCCCUCGCGGGACCCCGGGGCCAGCUUGGCCGCGACCGCAGCCGCAGCCGCCGCUGGAGCCGCUGCCGUGGCAGCCUCCACCGCUGGACCGGGCCCUAUACAGAUCGCGCCGCCUCCCCCGAUGCCCCCGACCCACCUAACACCCUCUGCUACCCCGGAGGACAUUACCUGCUUAGUGCCAGCCGGUGCGGUUCUCACGCCUCGGGACCCCUUGCCACCCAGCACUACCCCAGGAAGUCAAGCGAACAGUUCGCAAUCCGGCAGUUCGCAGACCGACAAAUCGCCCAACAUCGAGUGCGUCGUCUGCGGGGACAAGAGCAGCGGUAAACAUUACGGCCAGUUCACCUGCGAAGGAUGCAAAAGCUUCUUCAAGAGAAGCGUGAGGAGAAACCUAACUUACUCGUGUCGAGGGAAUAGGAACUGUCCGAUCGACCAACACCAUAGGAAUCAGUGCCAGUUUUGUCGAUUGAAAAAGUGCCUGAAGAUGGGCAUGCGUCGGGAAGUGCAAAGAGGUCGAGUGCCACCGUCGCAACCGUCGCUGCCAGGUCUACCCGGACAAUUCGCGCUGACGAACGGCGACGCGGUCGCGUGCGCCAGCCUGAACGGACACUCUUACCUUUCCUCCUACAUAAGUUUGCUGCUGAGGGCGGAACCGUACCCGACCUCCAGAUACGGCCAGUGCAUGCAACCGAACAACAUCAUGGGAAUCGACAACAUCUGCGAACUCGCCGCGAGAUUGCUAUUCUCCGCGGUCGAGUGGGCUAGAAACAUCCCGUUCUUCCCGGACCUUCAAGUGACCGACCAGGUCGCCCUGCUCAGGCUAGUUUGGAGCGAGUUGUUCGUGCUAAACGCGAGCCAAUGCUCGAUGCCCCUGCACGUGGCGCCGUUGUUGGCGGCAGCCGGUCUUCACGCAUCCCCAAUGGCAGCGGACCGGGUCGUCGCUUUCAUGGACCACAUCAGGAUCUUUCAGGAACAGGUGGAAAAACUGAAGGCGUUGCACGUCGAUUCCGCCGAGUACAGUUGCCUGAAAGCCAUCGUCCUCUUCACCACAGACGCUUGCGGAUUGUCGGACGUGGCGCACAUCGAGUCGCUUCAGGAAAAAUCUCAGUGCGCACUGGAGGAAUACUGCAGGACACAGUACCCGAAUCAACCUACGAGGUUCGGCAAGCUUUUGCUUAGAUUGCCGUCGCUUAGAACGGUGUCGUCCCAAGUGAUCGAGCAGCUGUUCUUCGUACGGCUUGUCGGGAAAACGCCGAUCGAGACGCUGAUCAGGGACAUGCUGUUGAGCGGUAGCAGCUUCAACUGGCCGUACAUGUCCACGAUGUGACAUUCUGUCUGGCGACAGCUAGCUUCCGCCUAAUACUGUCGCUCGCUUCCCGUCUCGUCUCGCGAUCCGGAGCCAGCGAUCGUUCAAACCACCGGCCAAUUUCCCUCCACGCCCCACGGUUUCUAACCGUUUCGGAAGCUUUCGUACUUGGACGUGUAUCGUUCGAAGAUGAGAAACAACAUCUGAAAGCCGACGAUGGUGGAUGGUCGAGGAAGGUAAAGAGAAAAGUGGGCGGCGGGUGCGUGCGCGUUACGAGGGAAGCCAGCUCGAAAGAAAGGGAGGGCGGAGAAAAGGAGAGACACGAUAAAGACGUUACUCGAACGAAGAAUCGAAGGCGCCGACUGGCUGUUCGAGCAGCACGGCCAGAAAGCGUUUAAAGUUUCUUUUGUGAGCGCGGCCCGAUCGAGCCGAUCGCAUCGGAUCGAUCGAGAAUAGAUAAGGACUACGUUCGCGUCGCCUGCUGAACCCGCAUCCGCGACAUUCUAAUUUCUAAGGACGCGUCCCGAACGAUCCGAAUAGCCGCAACCCUUCGACGGACGGAGAAGGAUAGCUGGUUAGCGAUAGUAACUUGCCGUGGCGUGGCGUGGCGUGGCGUGGCGUGGCGUGGCAUGGCAUGGCGUGGCGCGAAGAAAUCAUAAAUUAGCAUUUGUAAUCGACGGCGGGGGAUCUGGUAGAUCCUCGCUCGGUAUCUCGCAUCGAUCUUCGCGUCGAGUAAUUGCCGUUAGUCCAGUCAUGCCGAAGCCCUUAGUCAUUCGUUUCGACGUUUCGUUCUCCCCGUUCGUUGCCUCGUUCCCACCAAUUCUCCCAACGAUUCCACUAUCCUUCUCUUUUUUCCUGCUCGCGAAAAACAGUUCGCUUUCGAUCUCCACUCGCCUUCUGUCCACAGCGUCUACUCGCGAGCACGUUUCGCGCUGACACCGUAAAAUCGCACUUUUUAUCGAACCUUCAAACUUUUUCUCUUUAUUUUACCUCUCUCUCUCUCUCUCUGAACGUUGCCUCGCCGAGAAAACUUUUUACCUUCUUUUACGCUUCGAGUUGCGUCAAAGUUCUUCAAUUUUUAACGUUUUCGGUCAAUUUUUCGAUUACACGGAACGAGGAAACGAUAGCUGGGAGAAGAAAAAGGGAGCUGAUUUCAGUGAGGGCAACCGCGCGUACGAAAGGUAUAGGAACUCCGAGAAACGUCGAGCGGAACGUAACGGUUCAGCUGCGAGGAUAUUAUUUAUCGUUCGUCCGGGGUGUGCGGAGCUUCCGGAUUUUAAUCCCGCUAAUAGCCUUUGCCCCGGCUAUCCAGUUUAAGUUUGCGAUCACCCCCGAUUUACCGAUUAGCGUGAUUUAAAAAAAUGCGUCGAUGCGCGUUGUCUCGCAAAACCUUCUCCUUCCAUCGUAGAUUUGCGAAACUUUUAGCGACACCGUGUUCAGUUUGGCGGAAAAGCGAAUAAUAAUUAAAGCGAGAAAGCGAAAGGGUUGGUCGGUGACUAAACGAGCACCCGCGGACAAAUAUAUUUUUCUUCCGGAUGCGUUCGACGGUGAUGGUCGUUUGGUUUCCGGCGAACUUUGCGGUCCAUCGAAUGGCAAGUUGAGAAAAUCCGCGGGGAAAGGAUCGCGAGGAUAUUCGACAAACGCAAUGUGAUAUACACGUGUACGUGGAAAAUUAGAAUUCGAAUGUUUUUUCGAGAGACGGUGCUUCUUUUUUUAACGAGUUUAUAAAUAGUGUACGAUACCUGGAUGCGAUGCGAACGAUGCGCGUAUCGUUCGAGCGAAACGAGACAUUUUCAAAUGUACUGCGUUACGUUAAAUGUGGCAAUGUCGAGCUAGUUACUUAGAGAACCACUUAGGGGUAUAUGGGAUAUUUCUAAUAUUUUUAACCAGCGAUCGUUUCUUAAAAGCGACCCGCGAGCGCGUACAGACACACCGAUACACACCGACACAUACACAUAGGAAACGCGGACCGUCUCGAUCGGACGCGAUCCAAAACGGGGAUGAAAAUGUUUUCGAGUUCGGAUUCCGUUCGAGACGCGUACGCGUCGCGAAACGCUCGCGAGUGCUCGUCAAACUGAACAAUUGUAUUAUAUGUAUACCGACACACGACCGUUGCGUUACGACCGUUGAAUGUACGUAGGCCGAAAAAGACAUCUAUAUAAAGUUAUGUAUAAAGACGCGAGAACCUUUUUGUAUAAAACGUGUACAUAAUUAAUAUAUGCAUAUACAUAUAUAUAUAUAUAAAUAUAUAUAUAUAUAUAUAUAAAUACAAAUAUAAA